Molecule: messenger RNA, 2136 nt
Organism: Fusarium mangiferae
Lineage: Eukaryota; Fungi; Ascomycota; Sordariomycetes; Hypocreales; Nectriaceae
Exons: 7
Coding region: 1-2136 (711 amino acids)
Biological process (GO): DNA-templated transcription
Molecular function (GO): DNA binding; zinc ion binding
Source: RefSeq, a predicted model, not a curated record
AUGAGAAGACAAUCAGCCAAGAAGGCAAUCGUUGACCUUGAAGCGCGCAUCGCCCAACUUGAAGGUGUCCUACGAGAACACAAUAUCGACCAUCCCCAACCGUCACCGGAAUCUCCAACCAGACAUACUCCAAUCUCCAAGCCUCGAUCGACCGUAUCGGAGGCACAUUCAGGGACCGAUGCCGACCAAAACCAGGCCGAAAGGCGUCGACCUGGAAAGAAAACCACUUCUGCACGAGCAGAGAGUCCUUCGACACACUUCAUUAAUACUGGGUCCUUUCAGCCCUUGGAGGCACCAGAGAUUGCUCAAAGCUCCCAGGUAAAUCGGGAUUUAGCUGGAGAUCUACCGAACACAGAGGACCACUUCGUCAUGGUUGGAACUUCGAGUAUCCCGAGUCCCCAGUCGACAAGUCUCGCACAAAGCGGAGUUCAUGCGUCAGAAGAUGGUGAUAGUAGCAUCACAGAUAUUCUAUCAGCACGAAUGGGUGCGCUCAGGAUUGUAGAGGACGGACAGCUUCGAUACUAUGGACCGACGUCAAAUCUUCACAUGUAUGCUGACGGACUUCAAUCAUUGUCGAGCCCAUCCUUUCGCCGAGUAUCGAUCGAAGGAAUGGAUGUUCUUCGGCGACUCGGAUUGGACCUGGACGUGUCAUCGGACCUCGAAACGCAUCUGGCAGGGCUCUACUUUGCCUGGGAAGAUCCGGCAAUUCACGUCGUUGAUGAAGAUGUCUUUUUCGCUGAAAAGAGACGCUGUCGAUUACAGGAAAUAAGCAGUCCCUACUAUUCUGAAACACUGAACAAUGCAACAUGCGCCAUUGGAGCUUGUCUAGCCAACGGCGAAAAGCUCAAAGUCCCCGAACCCGCUGCAGAAUUCUUCUCUGCUCGAGCAAAAGCACUUCUGGACGUCGAGAUGGACAGCCCUACUGUGGCGACAGUUCAGGCACUUGUGAUCAUGAGUGCUACUGAAGCUGCAUCUACUAGAGAUGCUCGUGGCUGGCUCUACAGCAUGGCUACCCGGUUGAGCGCCGAUCUGGGACUUCACUUGGACAUCAGCAAUCACAUUAGCAACGGGCUUUUGACACAGCGUGACAUGAAGAUCCGACAAACAGCUUUCUGGGGGGUUUUCAUCCAUGAACAUAUGUGGAACCUAUAUGCUGGCCGACCAUGGGGGCUGGGGGUUCAAAACAUUACGAUCCCAAUGCCAGAGACUGAGUCAAGUGAGAGCAACUGCAAAGAAUGGAAGUCUUACCCACCUUCUGUCUGGCAGGCAAAUGAACAGGAGAAUACGGUUUUAUUCCCUGUCGGUGCUUGCGCAGCAGCCAAUGUUCAACUCUGCGAAUACAUGCGGCAGAUCAACACCACUCUAUAUGCUGGACGGACGCUGGGGUUGACCGACCUGGUCGAGUUCCUCCUCAACACCAAACAGUGCGUGAACGACUGGCAUGAAGGUUUAACCUCGUUGAUUGACGUGAAAUACGCAAGCACUGAUAAGAUCUAUCAUCCUGCUGUAUUACAACUCCAGUAUGCCACCCUACCCAGAAAGUUCACCCGCGUGUUCGGAUCUGACAAUGACCAUGAGUCCCGGUACUCUCUGAACGACUUGCAGCUUUGCUGUCAUUCGCUUGGGGAGAUCGGUCGCUGCUUCGGAAAUGCAACCCGAGCGUUGGAAGUCAUCAUUCUCGUCAAGAGUGAAUGGCAGAGAAUAGCAACUUCUCGACUAGGUCAAAGGGCUGGAACUAAACGGCCGAGCUUUAGCAUGUCCAAAGGCGCUGAUGAGCGUGACGAUAACAAUGACGGAGGAAGGCCAAGACAAAGAUAUCGCACCUUGGAUCGAGCCAGUUCCAUUCUCCAGGCAUCUGAUAUAGGUACACGCUCUGGCUUUCCCCAACAGAGACCGUUAGAUCUUGACGGGAUGAACCUAGACGAGUUCAGUUUGGAGAGCCAAUAUCAAGACAUGUGGGCAUUCUCAGCCGAGCACGAGUUUGAUCUACACGAGGCUAUUCCGCCCAUUGAUUGGUUCAACAAUCAGCUGCUGGAGGGGUCUCACAUAUCAAUGACGAACAUGAUGGGUCAAGUGAUGAACAACGUCGAUGCUCCUCAGGAUGGAACUUCCAAUAGCCCGCCGCGUAAAUCUUGA